Molecule: messenger RNA, 6518 nt
Organism: Diaporthe batatas
Lineage: Eukaryota; Fungi; Ascomycota; Sordariomycetes; Diaporthales; Diaporthaceae
Exons: 3
Coding region: 207-6518 (2103 amino acids)
Biological process (GO): protein import into nucleus; mRNA export from nucleus
Cellular component (GO): nuclear pore
Molecular function (GO): structural constituent of nuclear pore
Source: RefSeq, a predicted model, not a curated record
AGUCGCCGCCCGUGCUUCUUUUCCGGAAACAUCAACAACAACACCGCUCCGAAAAACACACCUGCAGCAGCAGCGCAGCCAAUCCAGCCUCAGUCUGCAACUGCCAGCAUCACCAGAAAUCAACCCUGAAACCCAUCUUUGGUCCUGCUGCAGCAGCUGCCUUCAACCCUCCAUGGUCACGUCCGACAACUGACCAAGCAGCAAGGAUGGCAGCUGCCGAAGUAGCUGUCGACUUUGGCUACCUGUCAACCCAUCUCGGCGUGGCUGAAAACACCCUCGAGACAGCAGCCUCCCAGCCAACUGCCGACCUUGUCAGGGCCGUCUUGCAGGCAGUGGCCGCAAAGGCACACGAGUUCGACAACCUCUACGCAGAGAAGCUGCAGGUCGACAUCGAGCUCGAGAAUGCCGUUCGCAGCGCUGAGUCACGCUGCCAGACCUUCAAGGCCACCGCCGACAAGGCUUUGAAGGAUGCAGAGGAGAUAAGAACCAAACUACAGCAAGAAGAGUCCACCCGCCAAGGGCUGGAAUCCGAGCUCCAGCAGCUACAGUCCUCGAGUGGCGGGAGUCUUUCCGAGAUCGAGAACCUGAACGCGCGCAUCAAGUCGCUCGAACAGUCGAACCGGGAUACCGUCGCAGCCGUCGACGCAAAGAACGCCGCCAACUCGGAGCUGCUGGCCGACCUGCAGAAGCUCCAGCAGAGGAACCACGAACUCAGCAAGCAGGUCGCCGAGCUCCAACAGUCCGUGCAGGCCGAGAAGGCUGCCGCGAACAGCGCGAAAUGGCGCGAGCAGAACUUGGAGCAGGAGAUUGCGCUCCUCAAGAGGAACAACGAAUCGUUCGAGCAAGAGCUCAAGACCAAGCGGGAGGAGGCCCUCAAGUAUCGCAAGGAGAAGGGCGCGCGCAUCGCGGAACUGGAGCGACUUACCGACGAGCAGCGAUCCACCAUCGACUCCUUGACCCGCGGCGAGCAACAACUCCGAUCUCGCCUGGACGACGCACAAAGAAAGGCCGAUGACGCUCUCACCAAGAUCCAGCAGCUGAAAGAGGCUGCCGCGCGAACCGAAGAGAGCUUCAACCAGGAGCUCGAGGCGUCGAGACGCCUUGCCGACCUACAAGUCCAGCAGGCCGAGACCAGCAGGGAGAGGCUGAGGGAGGUUGAGAACAGGCUUGAAAAGGUUCAGGAUGAUUUCGCGGUCCAGAAGAUGCGCGUCGAGAAGCAGCUCGAGGAGGAGAAGGCAGAGCAUCAAAAGGCUUUCGAACGUGCGCAAGAGCUGGAGCAAGAAAUAAGCCGACUGCAGGCCGCGGCUCCCCCCCAGCUACCAUUCGGGCCUGGAGACCGUCCCUCGACUCCUAUCGCAAACGGCCACCUCAGGGCUGGCUCGCCAUUUGGCACGCCUGGCUCCAUCAGGAGCAAGAACAUGACGCAGACCAUCGAUGAGCUGUGGAAGGUCAAAUCGGAGCUCAUCAACGUGAAGAAGCGGAACCAGCAGCUGGUCCAGGAGCUGGACGAGACAAUGUCUGUUCUUGAGGCCAAGGCGCCAGAGUUCAACGGGCUCGAGGCAGAAAUCGAGAAGCUGCGCAGCGAAAACAUCCAGAUGACACAGUUGGCAGACGAGAGUUUCCAGGAACGCGAUAUCGCGAAGAAGGCGGCUCGGAAGGCCGAGGCCGCCCUGGGCACAGCUCAAUCGGAAGCAAACAUCCUUCGGGCCCAGUUGCGAGACCUCGGCAUCCAGAUCCAAUUGCUGGUCUUCAACCUACACGCACAAGAGAAGGGCCUUGACCAGCUCACACAAGAAGAGGUCGUCAAAUUUGACCAACUGCAAAGAGGCGAGGUUGCUCCAGGUGCACUUGACGACCUGUCAGACACUCAUCGCUUCAUCACGGAGAAGUUUGUCGCGUUCAAGGACAUCCACGAACUGCAAGCCAAGAACGAGGAGCUGCUCAGGAUCACGCGAGAGCUCGCAGACAAGAUGGAGAACGAUGAAGCACAGGCUGCCAAACAGCAAGCUAUCAACAACGAGAACGAGCUUAUCUCCUUGCGUGAGCUGUGCGCUCGUUUGCAGGAUGAGAUCAAAUCCAUGACCGUCCGGAUGGAGUCACACAGGGCAGAACGGGACAUGUUCCGACGUAUGGCACAAGGACAGAGGGCUAUGGUCAGUGAUGCCAACGACGCCGAAGGCAGCCAGCGUGAAGUGCUCGGCAGCAUUGAACAGGACUCCAACGUGGACGAGGUUGAAGCCAUGUCAGCCAUCCGCGAGAUGCAAGCAAGGCUUGACACACAACAGAACGAAUUCAGCACCGACCGCAAAGCCAUGCGCGAGCAAGUCGACAGGCUUUCGGCUGAGAAGUCCACUCUGCAGAGUGAGGUUGUGCGCAUUCGCAGUCAGCUCGAGCUGGCGUCUGAACGUUAUGCCAUGCUUCAGGGCAACUGUGAAGCGCUGCAAAACGAGAAAUCCGAGCUGCAGAGGCGAAGCCAGAGCCUCUCGGAAGCCGCAGCAAAGCACGAUCUGCGCAGCCAGCAACUGGCUUCAGAUCUCGUCGAAACAAGGGCGUUACUGGACAGUGUUCAGAGCAAAGCCGCGAACCUAGAAGCAGAGAAGGCCCUUUUCACCAGCAUCCGUGACCGUCUGCUCAAGGACAACGAAGAGCUUUCGAAGGACAAGGCUACCCUCAGUAACCUCCUGACUCAAAACCAAACGCUACUGAACGAAAAGGACACCUCCGACAAGGAGACACGGCGAAGUCUCAACGAGCAGAUCCAAUCGUUGAAGACGGAGUUGGCCACGAAACAGCGCAACCUCGACAAUGAAAUCGAGGAGAGCAGGAGGCUCCAGCAGCGUAAGGAUUUCGAGACCCAGCAGCAUCAACAGCGGGUCGAUGAGCUCCUGAGCAGCCUCAACUCGGCCAAGGAGAGUCUCGUUGCUACUAAGACCAGCAGGGACCACCUGCAAGCUCGUGUUGACGAGCUCACCAUUGAGCUCCGUAAUGCCCAGGAGAAGGCCGAACGCUUGCAGCCCCGACCAACCCCCCGACCCGGCACAGCCAAUGAUCCUCGAUCGGCGGAUGCAGAGACCGAGGCUCAAAUCGAUGAGCUGGUCAACGAGAUCUCCGACCUCAAGAGGGACCUGGACCUGGCCACAACACACCUGGAAUCUGCCAGAUCACAGACUGAGCAGUACAAGGAGAUUGCUCAGGCUGCGGAAGAGGAUCUCGCUCAGAACAACGCCGUCCAAGAGCAGUUCCGCGCGCAGAUGGAGGCGGAACUUGGGGCCAAGGAUGCGCAGAUCAAGGAGCUUCAACAACGCGUCGAAAACAUCUCCGUGGAGCUCAGCAACUCUAACAACGAGCUGUCGUCCAUCCGAGACUCCCAGACAGAGGCCAGCCGCAAGGCCGAGGAAGAGAAGCGCAUCUUGGAGGAAGAAAUCUCACGGCUUAAGGACGAAGCCGAGCGACUCAAGGAGCGGGCCAAGUACCACCAGCAAGAUCUCCGCACUCAGGCGGACAUUGCAAAGAAGGCCCAACAAGACUAUGAGACGGAAUUGGUGAAGCAUGCGGAAGCUGCGAAGGCAUUGCAAGCCCUCCGAUCUCAGCACAACCAGUUGAAGACCAACACUGCAUCGCUAAAGGCCGAGGCUGAAUCUGCUAAACACACGCUUGACGACAAUAAGAGAUCUUUCGCCGAGCGGGAGCAGCAACUACGACAAGAGAUUUCUGAUCUGAAGGAGAGGCGACAGGAGACCGACCAACAGAACAAGCUUCUGCAGGAACAGCUGCACAGCUUCACGUCUCAGAUCGCCGCUAUCAAGGAGAACCGCACUGCCUUUGUUGAGGCCACAGAUGAUACUACCAACUCUGCCCCUGGCUCAGACGUCGAGCGCCUGACGGAACUCAACAGAUACUUGCACCGUGAGAAGGAGAUCCUCGAGGUUCAGUACAACCUCAAGAACCGGGAGGCCGAGCGCCUGCAACAGCAGGUCGACGCCAAGCAAGCACAGCUCGAAGAGUACCAGCUGAAGCUGGAGCAGGAGCGCGUGGCUAGGAACGAUACCAGCACGAGCAAGUCGCACGAAGAGUUGAUGAACAAGCUGAAUGAGCUCAACCUUAUAAGAGAGAGCAACAGCACCCUACGAAGCGAGAACAAGCGGAUCGAACGCCAACUCGAGCAAAAGAACGCCAAGAUCAAAGACCUGGAGGCAACGAUAGAACCUCUAAAGGCCAGCAUAUCUGAGCUCGAGGGCAACAAGGAGUUCAUGCAGGAAGAGUUGAAGCAGCUCGCUGACGACCGAGACCACUGGCAGAAGCGUGUGGAGAGCAUUGUCACCAAACAUGGACGCGUGGACCCUGCCGAGUUGGAGCAGAUGAAGGAGAAGGUGGCCGAGCUGGAGACCGAACGCGAUGCGCUGAAGCAGGCCGAAGAGCCCCUAAAGACCAGGAUCACCGAGCUCGAGACGACUUUGGAGACAGAAAAGAGCAACUGGUCAGCAGCGCGUGGAAAGAUCAUCGAGCAGGCCAAGAACAAGAACAGGGAGAACAGCACCAAGAUUGCCGAGUUGAACGCAGAGAAAGCACAGUUGCAGACACAACUGGACGAGGCCAACCAACGUCUGACCUCGCUCCAGUCGCAACUCGACUCGGCUGUUCAGGAAAAGAAUGCCCUCGGUCAAGAGAAAUCCGUCUUGGAGCAGAGGCUCAGCGAAGCUCAACAGCAACUCGAGUCUGCCAGCACCACAAGAGAACCUCCUCCCGAGGUCCCGUCCGAGACAGUCUCUUCAGAACAGCUCACCCAGGUGCAGCAGCAACUUGAGAGCGCACAGCAACAACUGGUUGCUGCUAAUGGAGCCAAGACCGCUGCCGACCAGGAGGUCGAGAGGCUACGCUCAGAACUGGCCACGACUAUGCAAGACCGUGACGCAGCUCGCGCGCAAGUCGGAUCUCAAGCGCCUGCCGAAGCAGCGGCGCCGUCAGCCCCAGCCCCAGCCCCAGCCCCAGAGACAGCUCCACAAGCAGAGACCGAGGCCAUGCAGACUGGUGGUGAUGCUGAUGCUCAACCCGCCCCAGCGGCAACAUCUGACGCAGAGCGUGCAGAGCUAGAACAGAAGCUGGCAAGAGCUGAGCAAAGGGUUACCGAGUUAGAGGCCGAGGUAGCCGAGCUCAAAUCAAAGGUGUCUGAGUACGAAACGAACCAGAAGGCGAUCGUGGACGCGAGGUCUCAAAAGAUGAGGGAAGCGCUCAACAAGAAGUUGGCUGAAGACAAGGCCAAGAACCAGGCUGAGCUCAUCAAGGAAAAGGAGAAGCUGCAUGGCGAGUAUGAACUGAGACUCCAACAGGAGCGGGCCAUAUGGGAGGCGGAAAACAAGGUUGCUAGUAAUCCGGCCGGACCGCCCGACUCCGUUGCAGCAACACCGACGAAGCAAACGAACCAGCAGCCGCCGCAGACGCCAAGCACGGAGCUCUCGGCAUUCCUCGUGGCGGACUUCUCGAAACUUAGUGAUGCCGAUACUCGUAGGGUCGUUAGCGAGAACUCUACGAUCAAGAGCAUCAUCUCCAGUAAUCUCAAGAAGAAGGUCGAGGCGGAGACCAAGAAGGUCAGGGACGAGGCGGAGCAGGCCCUGAAGGCUGAACACGAGGCCAAGAUCGCGUCUGCUAGGGAGCAGGCGGGGCUCAUGGCAUCGAAGAAGUCGACGCUCAGGAUCAACAUGGCCGAGAACAAGUUCCGGGGAGCGCAAGCCAAACUCAACGUUGUUGAGACCGCUGCCAAGGAGACUCCCCAACGUGGUGUUGGUGAGGUGUGGGAGGAGGCCAAGGUCGCGAAGCCUCUACCGGCACCGGCACCAGCACCAGCCCCAGCACCAGCCCCAGCACCAGAGGCCACCGUCAAGCCUGCUUCUUCGCCCGCGCCGUCAGACAAAGCAGCCGGCACCGGCGCGCAACCCACAACCGCAGCGUCCGACAAGCAACCUCCCGCGCCUGCCAACGGCGCCAUUCCGCAAAAGCCAGUCCCAGUAGCCGUGGCUAUCCAGCCGGGCGUGGCGCAGCCAAACCCUUUCGCAUCCGGAAUCCCAGCGAAGCCGACGCCAGCCGCGGCGAACCCCUUCGCAGCGGCCCAGCAGUCGUCGCUGCCCGCCAACCCGAACCAGGCCGCGGCCCAGCAGGCAGCUCCUCAGGGCCAGCAGAACCAGAACCAGCCCCAACAGCAACAGGGCCAGCAACCAGUCAGGACCGGCAUCCCCGUGCCAGCCCGCGGCGGGGCGCCCCGAGGAGGCGGCCGUGGCGGCACAUACCAGGCACGCGGCGGCGGGCGCGGGGGCUUCCAGAACCGCGGCGGGCAGGGCGGCGGGGCGGCCAACCUCAACCCCGGGGCGCAGAACUUCCAGCCGGGCAACAAGCGGCCGCACGACGCCGAGGCCGGCGGCGCGGCGGCCGGCGGGCAGCAGAAUAAGAGGCCACGGGGCGGUGGAGGCGGCGGCGGCGGCGGCGCGCAGCGCGGCGGCGGCGGUGGUGGUGGUGGUGCUCCCUAG